Messenger RNA from Trachemys scripta elegans, 1545 nucleotides. It is a transcript of the gene ARRDC5, whose product is annotated as arrestin domain containing 5. Gene Ontology annotation, cellular component: cytoplasm. The record is from RefSeq and is a predicted model, not a curated record. Bases 536 to 1483 code for a protein of 315 amino acids. The transcript has 3 exons. NCBI's taxonomy places the organism in Eukaryota, Metazoa, Chordata, Testudines, Emydidae. Gene Ontology annotation, biological process: protein transport.
CAAUGGACCUCUCAGCAGACAGAUUCCUCAUGACGCCUCAUAAGACACUUGCUGACAAAAAGUAAUGCACGCAAGCUCCAAGGAAACUUGGCAAAGAUGAGCAAGUGCCCUCCCCUGAUGGCCACGACCCCUCAAACUGUCUUCCUGAAGUGUCCCCUCUCUCUAAGGAACAAUCAAAUCCCUAAAAGAGUCUCAGGAAUCACAAGACUGGGGUUCUAGUCUCGGUUUUCCCUCCCAGUCUUUGUCCGUCUUGUCUAUUGAGACUGUAUAUUUGGCCCCAGCACAAUGGGACACUGAUCUCAGUUGGGGCCACUAGGCACUACCAUAAUACAAUACUAAAUAAGAAGGCCCUCAAAAACAUCAUUAAUGGAGCAAAUCCUGAAAGCUGUAGGGCACCUGGCACUGCUAUGGAAGCCAAGCAGACCUGCAGAUGCUCCGCACCCACUGUAAGUGCGGUGAUGUCACAAACCUUUGACAUCACAGACACACAGAUCCUUAGGAAGCACAGACAACCGCUGGCUUUUGUUCUUCCCCGAUGUCGGUGGUGAAAUCGAUUAACCUGGUGCUGCCUGAAAAGAAGGUGUAUUUGGCAGGCUCCAGCAUAGCUGGCCAGGUGAUUCUGACCCUUAACAACUCUUUGAUCAACCCCACAGUAAAGGUAGAGCUCGUGGGAAGAGGCUAUUUGGAGUGGAAUGAAGAGACUAAUGCUGACAAGGAUUACAGCAGAGACAUUAUCUGCAAUAACAAGGCUGACUACAUCAAUAAAACAAAGACAUUCUAUAUAGAAGGUAACUGGCUGGCUUCAGGCACCCACAUCUUUGACUUCAAUUUCAACUUACCUGACAGACUUCCAUCGACAUUCAGCAGCAACAUAGCCCGUGUCUCCUACUUCCUCAAAGCCUCCUGCGCCACCCGAGAGCUCAUCUUAGCCAAGCAGAAGAAAUAUUUACUGGUGCAAGGGACCUCCUAUGGCCUCCUUAAAAAUAAAAUAGAAUCCCAGUACCCUUUGGUGGUGGAAGUCAACAAGCACGUAGCUUAUCAUUGCUGCUUCAAACACGGCCUCGUCAUCCUCCGGAUUUCCCUGGUGAAAAACACAUUCGCCCCCGGUGAACAGAUCAUCUUCACGACAGAGAUCGACAACCAGACAGGCAGGUCCAUCAGGAAGGUGGUUUUUGCCUUGUACUCAAUCAUCCUCUACCUGGGCUACACCGUCAGGGCAGAACGGCGCUCCUUAGAAGACCGAAACGAAGUGAUGAGGCUGGAGUCCAGGACCAAGGCAGCCCCCUUUGAGGUCACAAAGAUCACCAGCAUGUUCUCUCUGCCCAAGUUACUGUCUGUCAGCAGCAUGUCCAUAGCCAAUGAAAUCAUGGAAGUCCGGUAUGAGCUGAUAGGGACAGUUUACCUUCCCUGGUCCAUGACCACAAUUGUGGCCAAAGUGCCUAUCAUCAUAAGAACCACAGCUGUAGGCAUCCCUGAGGACUAGCAGAGGGGUGCAGAAGCAAAGUGACCACAUGGACACACCCAGCGUUUUCAGACAAAUCUCUA